GAUAUCUCUACUUCCCCUCUCUUCGAACGAACAGAACCAUUGGGCACCGAUUAGAUAUUUUCUCUAUUACUUUUAAGCGGGAGAUUAUAAUCGGAAGAUGGUUAGCGACAAGCAGCUUUCUCCUAUAGGAGGAUCGAGUGUCCCUGUUCCGAGCAGGAUGCUUAGGCUAUUGAAGAAGGCUACAUCAAUCUCCGAUUUAUGUCCUGGUUCCAGAGAAUCCGACGGUGGAGAUUUGGGGAAGGAUGGUUUCGAUGGAAUUGAUGAAGAAGAAGAGAUUCGAUCUGAUGUAGAGGGUUUGGGUUCGGAGGAUGGAGUUAACGCGAGGAAGGCUCUUGACUUCGAUUCCAUGGCUGAGCUUAAUCCCAUUGUUGAAGAUCUGGGCGAGAAAACGGAAGAGGUGAUCUCCGAUUUCGAAACCAGAGAGGAAGCAGCUAGGGUUUUUGAAUCGAGUGUUCCUGCGAUCGAUUUAGCUUCUGAGGAAUCGGGAGAGGAAAUUGAUGAAGAGACCUCUGAAAUGGAGGCGAGAGAGGAAACUAGGGUUUCGGAAUCGACUGUGCCUGAGAUCGACUCCGCAUCUGAGGAAUUAGGAGAGAAGAGUGAAGAGGAGAAGCUUGAUUUGGAAACGAGAGAGAAAACUAGUGGGGUUUUGAAAUCGAGUGUACCUGAGAUCGAUCCCUUAGAUAAAGAAUCGGGAGAGAAAAUUGAUGAAGAGAUCUCUGAAAUGGAGACGAGAGAUGAAACUAGGGAUUCGGAAUCGGGGGAGAAAGGAGAAGGAGAAGUCUUUGAAAUGGAGACAGAAGAAGAAGUCAAUGUUUGGGGAUCAAAGGGAGUUAGAAAGAAGCGAAAAGUUUUUGAUAGCGAUGGAAAGGAGAGUAAGGGAAAGAACAAGAGGAGCAAGAAGACUGUUGAUUUUGAUGAGUUGCCUACCUCUACUGCUUCCAUGAACAUGACCAAGAAGGAGAGAAGAGAGUAUCUUGACCAGCUUCGUGCUGAAAACCAGAGACUCUUGCGAGAAACUCGAGAUGCUGCCUUUGAAACAGUCCCUCUUGUGCGUAAGCCAAUUUCGUCUGUCUUGGAGAAGAUUCGACGAAGAAAAGAGGAGAUUUCUAAGCAGUUCCUUAGCAGGAAGAAGUCCAAAUCGAAUGACAUAGAUGACGGACUUUAUGAGGAGGAUGUUAAUGAUUUUGAGGAAGUUGUAAUGGAAGAGAAGACUGAAGAUGUAAAUUUGGAAUUUACAAGCAAGCAAAACCAUGACGAAAAGGAUUGCAUGGAGGACUGUGCAGGUCCAGUGGGAAACUCAGACAGUCCAUCUAACGAAAAAGCCGAAAGUAACUCUACUCAUGAUCAGGAUCCAUCCUUGUGCUCACAAACAACUACUCUUGGAGAAGAACUUCUAAAGAAGACAUCAACCAGAUCCGUGGAAGAAGUGAUGACACCACCGUCGGUACAUACCAGUAACCGCAAACGGAAUCCGUCUCCAGCCCCUGACAAUUCUGAAGAAGCAGAGUACACUAAGGAAAGUUAUGAUCCUGAGACUCAUGAUUCAUCUCCUGGAGACCCUGUGAGAAAGUUUAUUGAUGAGGUUGCUGAAGAGGAAGAUGACAGCGACAACGAUUUACUCCGGUUUGAAGAUGAUGAUGAUGAAGACGAGGAUGAAGAAGAUGACGAUCUCAGGGAUAUGAUUGCCAGUCAAUUUAAGGAAGAUCCAAGUGACAAAGAUAAGCGUAAUGAACUACAUCAGAAAUGGCUUGAGCAACAAGAUGCUGUAGGGACAGAGAAGCUUUUACAUAAGCUAAAACGAGGUUUGCAGCAAGACAAAACAUCAUUGUUUGAAGAUGAAGACGAUGACGCUGAUGAUGAAAAGAUGGCUGAAGAUGCUGAUGAUGAAGAAGUGACAAAACCUGAAGCGAGUGAAGAUGAAAACGAAGAAGAUCCGAGUCAUGCAACUUCCAUGCGAAUGAGGAUCAAGAAAAUAAAGGAAAUGAUGCCUUUAAUGUUCACAGAUGAAGAUGACGUUUAUGUGUCAUCUGACGAUGAGGAAAUGGAAAAGAAGCUUCUGCAAGAGCGAUUGUACAACAAAAGAAUGGAGCAAAAGGCCAAGUUGUCAUCAUUUACCGGAGAUGAAAACUCCGAGGAAAUUCUUCGCCAUAUCAAGAAGCCUGAGAUCGGAAAGAAAGCAAAACCUACUUCUUUUAAAGAUAGGGCACUCAUGGGAAUAAACAAAAACCCCGCUGCAUCCAUGUCAUCGUUCCUGGGUAAACUUACAAAGAGUUCAUCUAUAUCAGAAGGAUCUCGUAAGCGCGGAUCAAACGUUGUCCGUGGCUAUAUAUUCGAACGUGAUGAAAGUAGCAACAAAAACUCAGUGCCAGAGGAACCUUCAGUUCCAGAGACGAUUGUUCGAGAAAAAAGCAGACCAAGAAGAGCUCCAGCAAAAUUCACGGCCUCACAGUCACAGGAGAGAUCAACAACAUCACAGGUGACGACGGAAGAGGAGGAGAAGGGCACGAGGCAACGAACAACCUUGUACGAGAUUCUAAAGAUGUCUUCGAAGAGCACUAGCUUCACUUCAGGCGAGACAGUGAUAAGUAGCAGCCACACUGAGUCUAUAUUUGCUGCCUUCAAACUCGAUAAGAAACCAGUUAAGACGAAUCCACAAGGACCGAGAUGAAGUCAGUUAAAACAUCUUCUUAAAGAGAACCGUGGCUAUGAAACUGCAAGUGUGCUGAACGUGAAUCACUGGAUCAUGUCACUUUGUGUUUAUGUGGCCACUACUCACGAUGGUGGUAGGACCGUGCGGUCUUGCCUUUUCUUGAUCAAAAUUCAAGUCUUCAUUUCUCAAAGUACAUAAGGUUGUUGCUGUAACCACACAGAUUAUAGUGGGAGAUUAGAUCAUCCAUCCUAGUCAUUCGAAUCUGUUGGAUUAGAUUUAAUAUCUAAAGAUUUGUUUUAUAUAUUCAAUAUCUUCCAGUGAUACUG
Molecule: messenger RNA, 2976 nt
Organism: Eruca vesicaria subsp. sativa (arugula)
Lineage: Eukaryota; Viridiplantae; Streptophyta; Magnoliopsida; Brassicales; Brassicaceae
Source: the annotation of a GenBank genome assembly